Mangifera indica (mango) is the source of this 2907-nucleotide messenger RNA. Its product is annotated as proline-, glutamic acid- and leucine-rich protein 1-like. The record is from RefSeq and is a predicted model, not a curated record. Gene Ontology annotation, biological process: rRNA processing. Bases 5 to 2713 code for a protein of 902 amino acids. The transcript has 13 exons. Gene Ontology annotation, cellular component: nucleus. Lineage: Eukaryota; Viridiplantae; Streptophyta; Magnoliopsida; Sapindales; Anacardiaceae.
UGAAAUGCUAUCAAAUAAUGUAAAGUCUUUUCUACUUCUAAUUCCAGGGUUUAGGCCCCGAUCAAAAUUCCUAAAACCCUUACAACUGUUCUUCUCGAUCAGCUGCUCUUUCUCUGCUUCAACAAUGUCCGUUUUAGACAACUUGAAAGACAUGUACGAUGUCAAAUUGAAGCCACGGAUGCUCAGAACUAUCAUCAGAGAACAGUUUUCGGACGAAGAUCAUCCCGGUCGGCUCCCCUCCGGGCUCACAAAACUCAUCUCCCUCGUCCGAACUCACAAACUCUUAUCGGAAUCCUUCGAUGAUUCGGUAGAUAAAAAGCUCGUUGGGAGCUGGAAAUCUGCCGUUGAUGAAUGGCUCCACGCCGUGCUCAGCCUUGUUUCCUCCAAUAUGUCUAAUAAAUGUUGGACAGGAAUCUGUUUGCUUGGGGUGACUUGUCAAGAAUGUGGAGUUGACCGUUUCCUGGCAUCAUUCUCAGUUUGGUUCGACAAUACUUAUUCACACAUUCAGCCACCAGCAGAAUCUCAGUUUGUUAGGGUGGCUUCUCUUAACACAUUGUCAGAUCUAUUAUCAAGACUGGAUGGAUUACCUAAUGUAAAGAGAGAUGGGAGUUCCCUUGCUGGUAAACUUAUUCAACCGCUUCUGAGGCUGUUAAAUGAAGAUGAUUCAGAAGCUGUUUGGGAAGGAGCAGUUCAUUUGUUAUGUACCAUAUUAACUUCCUUUCCAGCUUCUUUUCAUCACUUUCAUGAGAAUGCUGAAGCUGCCAUUGUGUCCAAACUUAUUUCAGGAAGCUGCAGCUUCAAUAUGAUGAAGAAACUGGCAUAUUGUCUAGCAUUACUCCCAAAAUCAAAAGGAGAUGAUCAUAGCUGGUGCUUGAUGAUGCAAAAGAUCUUGUUAUUGAUUAAUGUUCAACUAAACGAUUUCUUCCAAGGUUUUGAAGAAGAAACUAAAGGUACUGAAGUUGUCAGAGCAUUGGUUUCUCCAGGAAAAGAUCCCCCACCUCCCUUAGGAGGUCUUACAUUGUUAGGCGAGGCCUUAGACAAGGCAAGAAAGCAAUUGCCAAUAUCCAGCAUCUCUGUGCUGAUACUAUCUUGUUGUAUGAUGCUUACAAGCCCAUAUCCUGUUCAGGUGACCGUUCCUAUUGUUCCAUUAUUAGCCCUUGUUCAUAGGGUGAUCAUGGUCGAUGGCUCUGUUUCACGUGUUGCAUUGCCCUUUAUGACCGAAAUGCAACAAGAAUUUGUUUGUUCAGAACUUCCAUCACUGCACUUGUGCAGUUUGGACUUACUAACUGCAAUAAUUGAGGGCACACGCAGUCAACUAUUACCACAUGCUGCCUAUAUUGUGCGACUUGUUAAACAGUACUUUAAGAGAUGUACAUUGCCAGAGUUAAGGAUAAAGUUAUACUCAAUUACAAAAUCAAUGGUGUUAUAUAUGGGUGUUGGAAUGGCACUAUACCUCAGACAGGAAGUAGUUGACUAUGCAUUUGUUGAUUUGCAUCCGGUUGAUGAUGACAGUGGCAUCACAGUUUCUAUUCCAAAUUCGAAAGCUGCUUCUUUAGCAGUGGUGCAAUCUAAUCAUAGGAAAAGGAAGCAUGGUACCACUGGAUCUUUUGAACAGAAAAAUGACAAAAUUGGUUUUGAAUUGGUAUCACCAAAAAAACGCCAACAAUCUCCUAUAUCUCUGAAGAUUGCUGCAGUUAAGGCAAUAGAAGUUCUUCUAACUGUGGGUGGCAGUUUGAGAUCAGAGUCCUGGCGACCGAAAGUGGAUUUUCUUUUGAUUUCAUUAGCAACCGAUUGUUGUAAAGAGGGGUGGAGCAAUGGGGAGAAGAGUACUUCCUCUCCCAAUGGUCCAACUGUCACUUUGGCAGAGUUGCAGCUUUCAGCAUUGCGUGCACUUUUGGCGUCUCUUCUUUCCCCAUCUCGUGGCCGUCCCCCAUAUUUAGCCCGGGCACUAGAGCUUUUCCAUAGAGGAAAACAAGAAGCUGGAACAAAGCUUGCUGCAUUUUGUGCCCAUGCUCUUUUAACCUUGGAGGUGCUUGUACAUCCUAGGGACCUUCCAAUGGAAUGCUUUCCCGCUUCAAAUUUGAACUCUCCUGAUAAAGUUAGCAACAGAUUCCCAGAAAGUGUAUACUCAGGUGGUCAGAAUCACAACACUCAGUGUCCUCCUGAUUCAGACGAUGUUGAUGACGACUUGUAUGUCAAAUGGGGUAAUAACGAUACUGGUGAGGCUCCAGUUCUCAGCCCUAGUAAGAAAAUGAAGGGUAUUCCUUCUGACACCUUAGGAGCUCAUUGUGCUGGAAAUCAAUCUGUGGCUGGUUCAUCUGGCAAUAAAAUUUCAGGGGUAAGCAAGGAGCAAGUUGUUAUGGGGAUGAGAAGCAAUGAAGAUGAAGUUAUGGUUGAGUCACAGCAAUUUCAAGAAGCCACUGGGCAGUUUGAGGAACAUGUGACUGGGGAUCUUAAAGGCCCUGAACUGGGAACUGAGAGAACCAUGCUGGAUGGUGGUUUAGAUGUCAACGAUCAUGAAAUAGCAUCAAGUGAGGAUUUGUUGACAGACAAGCAAGAUGGGUUUAGUAAUGCAGGUGGAAACAUUGCCGGCGCACCAUCUUCUAGCAAAGGUAAGUCAUCUGUAUGUGAUUUGAAAGAUGACUCGUCCAUGGAUUCUUUUCCUGAUAUCGUACAUGGAGAUCCUGAUUCUGAUGUGGAGGAACUAGGAUGAGAUUUUAAUCAAUUUAUUUAACUGUCAAAAGGAGAUAUUAUCUGUUAAAGUUUAGAUAUUCCAGUCUUGAGUUUUUAUAUCAUAACGCAAAUGAAGUUAUAUAGACUAUGGAGUGUAAGCCCAUAUCAGCAAAUAAUUCCUUUUUAAUUUUCAUUUUUAAUAAAACUAUGUGCACAAAUAAUAACAUGUCAUUA